CUGCCAUAUAUAAUUAAAAGAUGGACUCUGAGAAGGUGCUUACUGAUGCUAGUUUACCCGAUGACCUGGUGGUGAAAGUCCUUUCUCGGGUGCCUUUCAAGUCUUUUUGCCGCUUCAAAUGUGUUUGCAAGGCCUGGCUUGCCUUCUCCUCGGAUCCACACUACCGUCAGAAACUACCAAAAAUUCCCACUGGUCUUUUUCAUGGAUGCAAAGAUGGGUCUGUUGCGCAGCUUGUUAGCCUAUCACGAAAUGAUGAGGAAAUUGAUGGAGGUCUUACGUUCUUGCCGCACCAUGAACAUUUAAUAUUUGUGGAUUGUUGCAAUGGCCUAGUUCUUUGUCAGUACAAGAGCAACUAUACUUCUCCAAAUAUUUGCCGCUUCAUCGUGUGCAACCCUGCAACACAAGAGUGGAGGACGCUUCCUGAUAUCCACCCUGACCCUGACCCAAUUGCCUCCAGAUGUACAACUUUUUUGGCCUUCGAUCCAUCAUGGUCGGCACAGUUCUAUGUCUUCAACUUUUCUGACGAAUUGCCACUUGGUAUCAACAAACUUGAGCUGUUCUCGUCUGACCUAUCCACGUGGACUGUGGAUGCUACAUGGAGUUUGGAUGUACAGAUUUAUGAACCACACCACUUUGUAGGAGGAGUACUGUAUGUGCACACAGUAGACGGUGAAAUUCUAGUGUUGAAGGCAAUGGGUUCUGGCAUACCGCCCCGUCAUUUUACCAUCGAGUUGCCGGGUCGCCUUUGGAGUCUCGUGUAUGGUUGCUUUGGUCAAUCAUCAGGGUUGUUGCAGUGUGUAUUUCUAGAGGAGAGCGGUGAUACAGCUGUAGUUUUCAGUCUUGAUGCUCAUCAUUCUUAUGAGUGGUCUUUGAAGUGUCGUGUUAGUAUGAGAGAUGCACUUGGAAGAGAUGACUUUGUUCACAAUAAUAGUUGGCCGCAUUGGCUUGGUUAUCAUAUUGUCGCUCUUGAUUUGGAAAGAGGGUUCAUCUUCCUUGUUGACAUGGAACAAAUAAAGCUUUUGUCGUACAACAUCAACACUGGGAAACUUAGAAAGAUCCAGGAUGAUUGCCGUAGUAACUACCUUUAUUAUGUGGCAUGCUACUCAAAACUUCCAGGCUGAGCCAUGUACG
Molecule: messenger RNA, 1131 nt
Organism: Hordeum vulgare subsp. vulgare (domesticated barley)
Lineage: Eukaryota; Viridiplantae; Streptophyta; Magnoliopsida; Poales; Poaceae
Product: putative F-box protein At4g38870
Exons: 1
Coding region: 21-1121 (366 amino acids)
Molecular function (GO): protein binding
Source: RefSeq, a predicted model, not a curated record